AGCGGGUUUGCAUAUUGUACGCUUGUGUGCUCAUGUGACUUCCCCUUAGCUUUUGGUUUAGUGGCAGGGGAGUGCACCUCUGCAUCAUCUUUUUUUAUCUGACUCAACACGGACAAAGACACAUUCUCUGUUUUUGGCGUGAUCAGUGGAGCAGCAGAGGAGACAUGCUGAGGCGAAGGCCUUCAAACGCCUCCGAGAAGGAGCAGGUGCAGAAGAAGAAGCUCACCCUGCAGAGGUCCAGCAGCUUCAAGGACUUCAUGAAGCCCAAGGUGACUUCACCUGUCAGCUCAGAGAAGGACCUGGUCCUGGAUGAGACUGUGGAGGAUGGAGGUAUACCAGAUGGAAGCAAAAGCGGCACCAAACUGGGCAAGAAGUGGCGCAACGUCAUCUCCCGCACAAUGACACGCAAAACCUCCAAGAUGGUGCAGAAGGUUUUGGCAGAGGAAGGGCCUUUCCAGGGGGAAAGCAGUGAGGAAAUGUCCCCCGUCUCCCCGAGCUGGCCCCCAGCAGGCGUGAAUCCAGGCCAGAGGACGUCCAUGUGCUCCACAGGAUCAGAGGACACAGUCUCCAGUCCGGUCAUCUGCCCUUUUUCCAGCAACAGUGACAGGCAAAGCCUGGACAGCGGUUACUGCCAGAGGGACAGCAUGAGACUGGAGGACAACGCGUACAAUGGACCCUUCUGUGGACGAGCUCUGGUGCACACUGACUUCACACCCAGUCCUUAUGAUGUGGACUCCCUGAAACUUCAAAAAGGUGACAUCAUUCACAUCAUCGAGAAACCUCCUGUGGGCACCUGGACAGGGAAACUCAACAACAAGGUGGGCUCUUUUAAGUUCAUCUACAUCAACCUUCUGCCCGACGAGAGUCCCCCCGUCAGACGCAGGCGUUGUGACAAGACCAGCACAUCCAAAUCUAAACCAGCAACCCUGGAGGAAGUGCUGGACAGCAUUGGUCUUGCAGAGCUGACUUCCUUGCUGUCCAUGCAUGGCUUCCAGAACCUGGAAGACUUUACUGGCCUGCAAGAAUCUCACCUCAAUGAGCUGAACAUCACAGACCCAGAUCAACGCGCUAAGAUCCUGAGUGCCACCGACUUGCUCAGAGAAUACGAGGAAGAACAAGAAAGAGAGGAAAAAGAGGAGGACGAGGACAGUUCCAUGGUGGACACCCAGGAGCCAAGGGACUCUGGAUGUUUCGAGAGUUCUGAGCACCUGGAGGAAACAAAACCAGAGGAGGAGCUCCAGGAUGAAGAGACAGAGACCAAUAAGGAGACAGGAGAGGAGCUCCAGGAUGAAAAGACAGAGACCAAUAAGGAGACAGGAGAGGAGCUCCAGGAUGAGAAGGCAGAGAACAACGAGGAUGCACUGGAUGAUCUCCAGCAACAUCUGCAAGAACUUAGUGUGCAUGAUGGUUGUUAAAGUGUCCAGGCUAAAUCAUUCAAAUGUUCUUGUGAACCUUUCUGCUCCAUGCGGUCAUGUAACUAUUGCAGACAUUGAACAGUUGAAUGCUGUUUGCCAUGAAACUAUAAACUUGCUACAGAUGGACGGAUGGAUGAACGGACGUCUGGAAUAUCGUAUAUUCAGUGAUGUGAAAAUGUAUGUAUUGGCUCCGUUCCUAAUUUCUUCAAGGGCCACCCUUAGCAGCAACAACUGCAAUCGAGCGCUUGAGCGAUAACUUGCAAUGAGUAUCUCUUCUCAGCGCCGUGGAAUGAUUUUGUCCCACUCAUCUUUGUGGAAUUGUUGUCAUUCAGCCACAUUGGAGGCUUUUCCAGCAUGAAGCAUCUUUUUAAGGUCAUGCCACAGCAUCACAAUAGGGUUCAGGCCAGGACUUUGACGAGACCCCUCCAAAGUCUUUGGUUUUUCAUUCAGAGGUGGACCUGCUGGUGUGUGUUGGAUCACUGUCCUGCUGCCGAACCCAAGUUGGUUUCAGUUUGAGCUCAUGAACUGAUGGCCUGACAUUCUCCUUCAGGGUUGUUUUUUUUUUUUUUUUUGGUAGACGGCAGAAUUCAUGGUUCCAUUGAUCACAGCAAGCCUUCUAGGACUGAAGCAGCAAAACAGCCCUAGACCACCACACUACCACCACCACAUUUGACUUUUGGUAUGAUGAUGAUUCUGAAAUGCGGCAUAACUUUCAUGCCAGAUGUAAUGGCACAUGCGUACACUUUCCAAAAAGUUUAACUUUUGUCUUGUCAGACCAGAGAGUAUUUGCCCAAAGGUCUUGGAGAUCAUGUUUUCUGGCAAAAUUGACAACAAUUUUGUUCAGCGCGGUUUUGGUCUUGCAAAUUGUGUCUUUCUAAGGAUGGUGCCAUGAACACUGACCUUAACUGAGGCAAGCGAGGCCUCAGGAGGUCAUUACUCAUGGUGUCAUCAUCUGAAGAAUGCUAAACCCAUCACACAGCAACUUAACACUCAAAAGGUAGCUAAGAAAUAUACAAGUACAAAUAAAAAUAACUGCUAUUUUAAGUCCUUCCCAUAAUGUAUUUCAAAACGGAUUCAUUCAGUUGCGUCUGUCCCAAGGCUCCCCGGGUUCCCUCUGGUGGACAAAGACAGCUGAAUGAAAUACGGUUGAUUUAGAUUUUUUUCCUCACUCAAUAAAAGUUUCAUUUAAAAACUGCAUUUUAUAUUUAGUUGUGUUGUCAUUGACAAAUAUGCACGUUUGUACUUUGAAGAUAUAUUUCUAAAUUGCAUCAAAUAUCUUAUACAAACUUACUUAUUAUAUACUUAUUAUAUACUUAUUUUGGUUUGUGUCUUUCAGCUUUUUCCCUGAUUACGGUUGUUUUUGAUGAACCCAAAUCUAAAAAUAAAAAGAUCUUAUUUAUGAAGGUGCACGUAUUUAAUAUGGUGCAUUAAUAAUGAAUUCAAUAUAUUAUCGUAAAUAUACUUACAGUAAUAAAUUGAUACAAAGUUAAAUGGAUUUUAAGUUUUAGAAAAAAAAUGAUGAAUGCGUUGGCUAGAAAGCAUGACUAGUAAGACAAUAUGGUUUAUUUACCAGACAUAUUGAUCAUGUAAAAAGAAGUGUAGAGUAACUGGAAGGAAACACGUAGUAGAAUCACAGUGUUAAUACCCAACAAAGUGAACAUAAAUACCGUAAAUGGAAUACUAAUGUAUCUGUAUACAUCAUGUCAUAUAGAUAUAGAUAUACAUAUACAUAUACAGUAUAUCAGAGCAUUCAGAUCUGAUCAUGACAUUUUUAUCACAUCAAAUAAAAAUCAUACUGUUAGAAAUUGUCACCUCAUUCAGAGGUUCACAUACAUUCAGCCUUUUAUACGAUCUUUCUUUUGCUUUAUUCUUUAAAUAUGGUGGAAUAAAACAAGGGUUCUUUAAGAGGGUCCGGUAUCAGUCCAGCUGCCAAAAUCCCCACUUUCCUUCAGCACGAAUUGUUUGGCUGUGUUGAGAAUAACCAACAACGCUAAUAGAUAAUAGGCUGGGCCGGAUAAUUCAUCCUACACAUGUAUAAUCCACUAACACUUGUUCUUUCCUGCAUACAAACACAAACAGCGCACAAUCACAAUCUAACACAAAAAAUAAGCUUUAUCGCAUUUGUCCUUAUGCGACUACAACGUUCAAUCUCUCCAUGUUUACUUCUUGCAGUCAAGAUUGAUGAUUUGGGUUGGAGGUCAACCUCGCUGCUUUUGCCUGCUU
Doryrhamphus excisus (bluestripe pipefish) is the source of this 3638-nucleotide messenger RNA. It is a transcript of the gene sash3, whose product is annotated as SAM and SH3 domain containing 3. The record is from RefSeq and is a predicted model, not a curated record. Gene Ontology annotation, molecular function: protein binding. Lineage: Eukaryota; Metazoa; Chordata; Actinopteri; Syngnathiformes; Syngnathidae.